Molecule: messenger RNA, 742 nt
Organism: Exaiptasia diaphana
Lineage: Eukaryota; Metazoa; Cnidaria; Anthozoa; Actiniaria; Aiptasiidae
Product: cysteine and glycine-rich protein 1
Exons: 7
Coding region: 97-693 (198 amino acids)
Source: RefSeq, a predicted model, not a curated record
UUCAUUUGGUCAUUCGCUUGAUCGGCCAUCUUUGAACGCAGCGAAGCGGUAAUCGCCUAUCGUUCUAAUUCAUUAGCUCUCAUCUAGUACUCCAAAAUGCCYAAGUGCCCAAACUGUAACAAAGAAGUUUAUUUUGCUGAAAAAGUCACUUCGAUGGGAAAAGACUGGCAUAGACCGUGUUUGCGGUGCGAAAAAUGUAAGAAAGUGCUGACAUCUGGAAGCCACGCAGAGGUAAAGGGCCACUGGAUCGUCCAGCUAUUUCUCCAAAAAUACAAGAAAAAUUUAAUAUUCAUCGCAGAACUUAUUGAACUCAAGAAGUGCAACUCCAUAACUCUUAUAAAAGUUACUAUUGCAUUUAACGCUGUAUCUACUUGGAUAGUGCGUGCGCUUGAUGAAUUAAGCCAUAUAUUAACAUUGUUGAAAAGUCGUCAUCGAAAAGAGGGAUUCUACAAGCUGAUCAACAUGCCAAAGUGUCCAAAUUGCAACAAAGAAGUGUAUUUUGCUGAAAAGGUCACGUCAUUGGGGAAGGAUUGGCACAGACCAUGCUUGAAGUGUGAAAAAUGUGGCAAAACCUUAUCUUCUGGUAGUCAUGCAGAGCAUGGCGGCAAGCCCUACUGUAACAAACCUUGUUAUGCAGCUCUUUUUGGCCCUGGUGGUUUCGGCCAUGGUGGAACAGAAUCUCACAAAUACUGAGGUGGCACUUUGAUGAACAACUCAAAGUCUAAUCAACAAGCAUGUUCAU